Molecule: messenger RNA, 1185 nt
Organism: Verticillium nonalfalfae
Lineage: Eukaryota; Fungi; Ascomycota; Sordariomycetes; Glomerellales; Plectosphaerellaceae
Exons: 1
Coding region: 1-1185 (394 amino acids)
Molecular function (GO): pectate lyase activity
Source: RefSeq, a predicted model, not a curated record
AUGCAUCUCAACUACCUCCUCGGUGCCAUGGUCAUGGCCACCGCGGCUACCGCCCAGACCGUCGCCGGCAAGGCCUAUGGCUUCGCUACCGGUGUUACGGGUGGCGGUUCGGCCAAGGCCGUUGCACCCACGUCUGCCAGCGAAUUGGCAAAGCUCCUGGCUGACGAUGUGCCCCGCACCAUCGUUAUCAACAAGACCUGGGACUUCACUGGCUCCAAGGCCACAGGUUCCGGCUGCGACCGUAAGUCUUGCAGCGCCAAGAACGGAGGUCAACUCUACCUUGGAACCCUCUCGUGCGGAGGUUCCGACAACGUCGCUGUCAGCUCUAUCAAGUACGACAAGGCCGGACUCGAGCCCCUCAUUGUCGGCAGCAACAAGAGCAUUAUCGGCAGCGGUGCCGGCGUUCUCAACGGUAAGGGUCUCCAGAUCAAGAAGAACGCCAAGAACGUCAUCAUCCAGGGCUUCGAGAUCCGUAACCUCAACCCUGGUAUCGUCUGGGGUGGUGAUGCUAUCGACCUCAAGGGCGGCAACGACGGUGUCUGGAUCGAUCACAUGAAGAUCUCCCUCGUCGGCCGCAUGUUCAUCGUCACCCACUACGACGGAUCUCGCGUAACAGUCUCGAACAGCGAGUUCGACGGCCAGACGACUACCUCUGCGUCUUGCAACGGCGACCACUACUGGACCAUGAUGUUCUACGGCAAGGGCGACCGCGUCACCCUGGACAGGAACUACUACCACGACGUCUCCGGUCGCGCCCCCAAGCUCGGCCAGGAUGGUACUACGGGAACCUUCCAGGCCACCAACAACUACUUCAAGAACAUGCAGGGCCACGCCUUUGACGUUUACUCUGGAGCCACUGCUCUGAUCGAGGGCAAUGUCUUCGAGACCGUCAAGAACCCCUUUACCUCCAGCAGCAACAAGGGCACAGUAUACAACGUCCCCGACAUCGCCGCCGCGUCUGCCUGCUCCUCAUCCCUUGGCCGCGCGUGCGAGGUCAACAAGGCCUCUGGCAGCGGUGCCCUUCCCUCACUGAAGACCACCAGCGCGCUCAGCACUCUGGCCAAGAGCAAGAGCUUCCUCGUCAAGCCUGUCGCCGCCAGCCAGGUUUCGAGCAUCAUCUCCUCGUCGGUCGGUCCCACGAGGCUCAAGGCCCGCUCCAUCCGUGGCCGCUGGGUCCGUUACUAA